This is a messenger RNA of Nilaparvata lugens (brown planthopper), 659 nucleotides long. RefSeq lists its product as uncharacterized. The record is from RefSeq and is a predicted model, not a curated record. The coding region runs from base 162 to 659 and encodes 165 amino acids. Lineage: Eukaryota; Metazoa; Arthropoda; Insecta; Hemiptera; Delphacidae. The transcript has 4 exons.
GCUAUCCGUUUUCGUUCUCGCAAUCAACGAGAUUUCAACGAGAACUUACGUGAUUUCGCGUGAAGACUCAGUUAUCAGAAGAACUCAGAUGAUAGGAUGGUAACAGACCUAGUGAUUGUAGGUGUGGAGUGACCUUCGAGCAAAUUACGUCAUCACUUUCAAUGGAGAGGCUAGGGCGAAAUCUGCGGCUUUGCCUGUUGUCUGCUAUUCUAGUCAACUUACAAGGUGCAAUAAGCUUGAAAGAUGUGGAGCUGAAGGUGCCAGCAGCUGUUAGCCCAGGUGAUACAGUGACCUUGAUCUGCACCUAUGACCUUGAGGGCGAGGAGCUCUACACUGUCAAGUGGUACAAAGGUCGAGAGGAGUUCUACCGCUACAUUCCUAAAGAGCUUCCCAACACGAGGGUCUUUCCUCUGCCUAAUGUCAACGUUGAUAUGAACCGUUCUGGCAAAGACAGAGUGGUUCUGAUGGAGGUCGGACCAGAUUUGGCGGGAAAAUAUCGGUGUGAGGUGUCAGCUGAUGCUCCUAACUUCCACACCAAAGUCGUCUCCGCACACAUGCAAGUAAUACUUCAGAUGCUGCAAAAAUUGAUACAGGAAAUGCUAAAGGAUUCUGGAGACUCUAUGUUGAAAAUGGAUUACGAAAUGGUCCAUUACGUUUGA